Molecule: messenger RNA, 1053 nt
Organism: Micromonas pusilla CCMP1545
Lineage: Eukaryota; Viridiplantae; Chlorophyta; Mamiellophyceae; Mamiellales; Mamiellaceae
Exons: 1
Coding region: 1-1053 (350 amino acids)
Biological process (GO): superoxide metabolic process
Cellular component (GO): cytoplasm
Molecular function (GO): copper ion binding; superoxide dismutase copper chaperone activity
Source: RefSeq, a predicted model, not a curated record
AUGUCCGCCGCGUCGUGCGUCUCGCGCGCGGCGGUCGCGGUCGCGCCGCGCGCGCCGCCGCGCGCGUCGUCGUCGCGACGUCCGACGACGCGCCGCGUCCGAGCGCCCCCCCCUCGCCGCGACGCGUCCGCGUCCGCGACGGAAUCCACCGCCGCGGAAUCCACGACCGCCGCGGAAGAAGCCCCCGUCGCGCGCUCGCUCGAGUUCAUGGUCGAGAUGGCGUGCGGGAAGUGCGUCGCCAAGGUGGAGCACGCGCUCGCGCACGUGCCCGGGAUCGACGCGGUCGCCGCGACGCUCUCGACGAACAGCGUCCGCGUCGUCACCGCGACCGCGUCGACGGAUGCCAUCGUCGCCGCGAUCGAGCGCGCGGGGUUCAACUGCAGGCUCAUCGGGCAGGGCGACGUCGGCGCGUUCGGCGAAGAGCUCGCGCGGCGGCUCGGGACGAAUCUUCGGACGCUGCGGCAGUCGCUCGCGGCGGUGGCGGAGUUCAAGGGAAGCGCGUACGGCCACGGAUCGAUCGCGGGCGUCGUUCGGUUCGUCGCCGCGGACGAGCGGAACACGCUCAUCGAGGGCGGGCUGAGAGGGUUGAAACCUUUCGCGACGUACGCGAUGACCGUGCGCGCGUACGGCGACACGACGCGCGGGUUGGAGACGGUCGGCGAGGUGUACGACGCCGCCGAUGACGAUGGUGACGACUCGAGCGAAAACGCGCGGCGGGCGGCGGGGGACAUGGGGACGCUCGUCGCCGACGCGAACGGGGAGGUCACGAUCGUUAGCCGCGUUGUGGACGCGCGUCUGAAAGCGUGGGACAUCAUCGGGAGGUCGUUGGCGGUCGUGGAGCAGGGAGGAGGAGGAGGAGGAGGAGGAGGGGAAGAUGGAACGUCAACCGGCGCGGCGGCGGUGCUCGCGAGGAGCGCGGGCGUCGGCGAAAACUUGAAGAGGGUGUGCGACUGCGACGGGACGGUGAUCUGGGAGUCGAGCCCGGACGACUUCACCCCGGUCGUCGUGAAGAAGAAGCUGGUGACCGCGGUCGUCGAGAAGAAGAGCGCGUGA